This is a messenger RNA of Bemisia tabaci, 1988 nucleotides long. RefSeq lists its product as uncharacterized. Lineage: Eukaryota; Metazoa; Arthropoda; Insecta; Hemiptera; Aleyrodidae. The record is from RefSeq and is a predicted model, not a curated record.
CUCUCCCUUUGCUCCAGCAUUGGGUUCUCCUCAGCUCAGGAUGGCGUCGUUGAAGCUCAUAGUUUGCUGCGUUGCCCUCGUGCUUGCCGCCGUGGUGGACGCUCACCCGAAGUGCAAAAAGUCAUGCAAGCCGAAACCUCGUCCUUGCCACAACAAAUGCCCGGACCGGUGGGUCGGCGGUUUCUUCCUUGAACUCGACUGCACCUUAAGCUGUGACAUGGACUGGAUCGACUACCAAAUCGACUUGAUCGGCUGCAAGCGUGACUGCUCCGAGUACCAGGUCAUCAUCGAUCUGUACGGGCAAAUUGGGCAAGCUAGAGACUGCUUCGACAAGUUCUACGACAACGUCUACGAGGAGACCUGCGGACUCAUCACCGACUACCGCGGCAAGUACAAUCUUAUGACUAUCCAAUACACCGAGCGCAUCGUUUCUUGCCGUAAGAAUCUCCGCCAGCGCAUUUUCAAAGAACUGUGCCAGCUGCGCAAAUACUACUUCCAACUUCUCCGCCUUUUGGACGAAUUCUGCGGCAAGUACAACAUCAACCGUAAGGCGCGCUGUCUCGUCGUUCCUCGUGGAGUUGAAUACUCUUUCGGUGUCACCUGGCCCAGCACCGUUCGCUGCAAGGAGCUCAUUAACAUCUACGACAACUGCUUCAACGACUACAAAUACCUCACUGAUAUCAUCGCAAAGCUCAACUUCCCGGACAACUCCCCACUGUGUGGCCGCAGGCAGCAGCUUCUCGAUAAUUUAAUCGCUAUCUGGAUUGAGUUCGACAAUCGCCGCCGUUGUUUGGAUAUUGAUUACUUCCCACGCCUUGCUGACUGCUGGGACCGAGAGGAUCAGAUCGACCUCAUCGCCAUUGAGCUCAUGGCUAAACUGCGCCCAUUCCAGGUGAACUUCGCCAUAGGCUUCUAUGACAUCUACGACCAACUCCAGGAUCUUUGCAACGAGGGCAAAUUCGAAUUAAUCGAAAUUGUUGACUGGAACAACUAUAAGCCGCAGCUUAGCCGUGGUUGCCUCUUGCCCUCUCCUUAUCUUCGCAAAUACUUUGAUAACAUCUUGGUCACCUGCAACAUGGACUACAACACCGCCAUCAGACUGUGGAAUGAUUUGGACUGCAAGCCUGGCUGUGAUUUGUGGAAACGCAAAGAGCGAUGCAUUAAGAACUUGAAAAAGAAGUUGUGUAAACUCAUCCGUCGCAUCAACAAGCUCAUCAGGGACAUCAUCCGCAAGAUCAACAGCGACUACCUGAACUGUCUGGACGACUUCGACAACGUUCAGCGCGCAUACAUCGACGAAGUGAUCCUAAAUUGCAACAACGACCUGUGGCCACUCUUGAUCGACUUCCGCGCGGAUUACUACGACAACGACGACGUCAUCUACAGUGCCCUCACCGAGAAAGGAAUCGCCGAAUUCUUCACCCGCAACAUCAUCCCGAGCUCGGUCGUGGGCUACGAUACCUCCCUUUACUGCAUCGAUGAGAGACUCCGCAAUUGUGUCAGCCAGUUCGAUCUCUGUGUCAAGAAGAACUUCUACGUUCCGGUUGCCGAUCUUAUCCAGAUCAAAUUCGACACUGGAUGCAAAGAAUACAAGCUUCGUUGCAAGUGCCUGAAGGACCUGGAAUGCAUCUGGCUCGAAUACCGCAAGCUUGUCAACAAGCUCCUACGCAGAAUUACCGACCUGAUCUGCAAGCGCAAGAUCAAGAUUGGCUGCGACGAGUACAACCGCGAAAUCCAGUGUAUCAUCGACUGGCUCAACCCGUGCUUCGACGAUCUCAUCAACCGUUUCAGAAGUGUCUGCUUCGACAUCAACGGAAUCCUCGACAACCUGUACUCCCGCAACAAGAACCAAGGCUGCAGCCGCCGUUACAAGUUCAUCGAGGCCGACUUCAAGCUCCAGAUCUCCGCCUCCGCCAGCGUCAAAGUCUGUUAAACUGUCCCCCACUCUUAGCCACGAGUGCUCACAAUAAUAAAGAGAGUACAACGUA